AAUAACACUCUGCAAACAUCACACCAGAGAUACCUCUGAAACAGUCAACGUGUGAGUCUGUGGAAGGACGUUAAACUAUUUUUGAACUCUUUUUCUUUUUUGCAUAUCAAUUUGUGCGUACGUUGAAAACUCUUCGACUGCCCAAUUUUUGAAUCUUGAAAUACCUACGCACGGAACGUAAAACUCGUCGUGUUUUUGUUGUUGGUGGUUAUUAUUGUCGUUAUCGCGUCCUUUUUGGGUGAAUCCUACACUGCAACGCACCAUGACCGAAUCACCUGAAACGCAGCGCCGACGGGAAGAAUGCGAGCGGAAGGCCCGUCGAGGGGAGAUGGAUCCCCGGCUGGAGUUCACCUUCCAGCUGCUGAUGGACGCCACCGGAUUGCCUCGGCAUCAGAUCAUGGACCACAUCUUCGAGGGAAAUAUGUUGGACGAGAUCAAUCAGCUCUUUCUGCCGAACAUGCGCAACAAGCUGAUGUGGUUCUACCAGGAGGUGGACGAAGUGGAUCAACCAGCCGAACGGGACAUCAGUAAGCCGGGUCCGUCCAGGGCUGGUGCUUCGAGCUCUUCGAAAACACCUCAAGGAGCAUCCGGUGGGGCACACCACAAGCAACACAAGCUGUUCAUCACCGAUGGGUGGAGUUGUGCCUUCACCGGGAUCUGCAUCUACAUGUUCCGCAUCAAUAUACAGAAACAGCUCCCAGAGGAAGGUUUCCACAAGGAUUUGUACUGUGGCUAUAUCGACGCCCACCGAGUGGGUUUGGUAACUUCGAUCGAGCGCAUCGUCGAGCACGUUUUCAUGCAAGCUCUAGCCUAUCCCAACAUCGAAUCCGAAGAUGAGGAAAUGAGCUGUAAUCUGAUCAAAUCCCAACUGCUGCCCGGGUUGCGCUCAUUCUGCAGUGCCCUGCGCGUUUGCGAGCAAGUCUGCAAUCAUUUUAACGUGUUUGAUGAUGGGAAGACAAUUGUCUGUCGUGUCGAUACACUGGCGGAGGUUAGAGAAAUGUCAAAAAGUGCAUCCACCUGUGCUGAGCUGGAGGAACGCGUCAACAACUGGAUCAAGGGCAUCGCCAAGAUCCUGAUGGAAAGCGAACAACUGCGUAGGGAGAACGAUUCCAGCGGUCCCCAGGACGAGCUGGAAUAUUGGAAGCGCCGUGGAGCGCAGUUUUCUCAACUUCUAUCCCAUCUGCAGGAACGGGAAGUACAGUGGACGUUGUACUGCCUUUCGCAGUCCGGCUCAAAAGUGUUGAAGCAAUGGAAAGAGACCGACAAGAAAAUUACGUUCUGCUACAAUGAGGCCCGCGAUAAUUCGAAAUUUAUUCAAGCCAUGGAGGCUUGUUGUCACUCGCUUUACUUAGACGAUCCCGUCAACAUGAAGGAGUCGAUCGUAAGCCUCCUGCAAACCGUCAGAUUGAUCUACAGUGUGUCGCAAUUCUACAACACUUCUGAGCGUACGUCCACGCUGAUGGUAAAAAUCACCAACCAAAUGAUCGAAACCUGCAAGUCAUACAUCACCUGUCGAGGCAAGGAAACGAUUUGGACCCAGGAUCGGGAUCUAGUUCGCACAAAACUCACCAACUGUUUGAAGCUUAACCACAUAUAUAGGGAAACCUAUCACGCCGUAAAAUCCCAACCGUUCCUCCCCGAUCAAAUCCCGUUUGCCUUCUCGGAAAACUACGUCUUUGGAAAAUUUGACACGUUCUGCGAUCGACUGUCGAAGAUUAUCUCCAUGUUCAGUCUAAUCGAUGACUACAACCACCUGUUUGAGAGACGUUUGGAAGGGCUACUGUUGGGUGAAGCCCUGGAAGAUGCAAUGAAUACCUUCGACGAAGCUCGGGUAGAAAUUAUUAUGAAAAAGUACGACUACCUAGAUCAGCGCAAUGUGGAUUUCAACAACGACUUCCAAGUGUUUAUGCAAAAAACUGACACCUUAAAGGAGACGAUCGCAUCCAUGAUUGAGCACAACUUCGACAGCGUUUGGGAAACGCCUCAGGGUAUCCGGUUUUUGGUUCGCUUCGAGAAAGUUUGCGAAAAGAUUCCCCUCAGCACAAUGGACGAAAAGUACCAACGCGUGUCCAAGUACUGCGAGAAGGAAAUCGAUCGCAUAUUGAAACUUUAUCGAAAGCAACGCGAUGAUCCACCAUUACCGCGAAAUUUCCCACCAAUAGCCGGACGUAUCAAGUGGUGUCGUUCGUUGGAGUACCAUCUGAAUGAGCUGGUCACCACGGUGACCACCCAUCCGGUACUAGCCGCGUUACCCACCACGAAAGAUAUCGAAAAUCGUUACAGCUCUGCGAAGAUCAUCCUGGCAGAGUACGAACAGGAAAUGACACAGAUUUGGCUCAGUCAGGAUGUUAGUGUGGCGGAUGCCUGUCUGGUGCAGCCAAUUUUGGCGCUGCAAGGUGACAGACUGGUCGUCAACUUGCAUCCGACCAUACCGCUGCUGAUACGCGAAAGUAAGUGCAUGGCGAAAAUGAAGAUCGAUCUACCGAUCGUGGCGGCAACGUUGCUCUGUAAGCAGACACACUUCAACACCAUACAGGACUCGCUGAAC
Messenger RNA from Ochlerotatus camptorhynchus, 2548 nucleotides. Its product is annotated as dynein axonemal heavy chain 5-like. The annotation marks the transcript as partial. Gene Ontology annotation, biological process: microtubule-based movement. The transcript has 3 exons. The record is from RefSeq and is a predicted model, not a curated record. Gene Ontology annotation, molecular function: dynein light intermediate chain binding; dynein intermediate chain binding; minus-end-directed microtubule motor activity. Gene Ontology annotation, cellular component: axonemal dynein complex. Lineage: Eukaryota; Metazoa; Arthropoda; Insecta; Diptera; Culicidae.